Molecule: messenger RNA, 1968 nt
Organism: Cyphellophora europaea CBS 101466
Lineage: Eukaryota; Fungi; Ascomycota; Eurotiomycetes; Chaetothyriales; Cyphellophoraceae
Exons: 2
Coding region: 1-1968 (655 amino acids)
Biological process (GO): regulation of DNA-templated transcription; DNA-templated transcription
Cellular component (GO): nucleus
Molecular function (GO): DNA-binding transcription factor activity, RNA polymerase II-specific; zinc ion binding; DNA binding
Source: RefSeq, a predicted model, not a curated record
AUGAACGAGGGGAAGGAAAAGAAGGAGCCAGCGCGAGCCGCACUCAGCUGCCUGGAAUGCCGGCGCCGGAAACAGAAGUGCAGUCGCGAGUGGCCGUGUAAUCACUGCGCGGCACGCAAGCUAUCACACCUCUGUCGCUUCUCUGCUGCUAAGGAUUGCACAAACCAGUCCAUCGAGGACCAACAGCAAAGCCGCAAGCGCAGCCAUAAUGGCGAGGACGAUGAUUCAGCUAUUGACGUUGGCAUUCCGCACAACGAUGUUUUCACUCAUAUCGAGACUCACCUGCCCGAAUACAAUCUAUCUAAGCUAGCUAGCGAGGUGUGGUUGUCUAGUCAAGUGCAGCCUAAAACGACCGCCCAACAUGGGGAGCUUCAGCGAGCCAUUAGGGUCCUUCCAUCUCGCUCGAUAACUGAUUCCCUGGUUCAACAUUUUCUGGGCACGGUCAACUAUACAUAUGACGCCAUCUAUGCGCCAACCUUUCUAGAGGACUACACUCGCUGGUGGGCUGAUAGGGCUGCGAGACGGCCCCUGUCUCCUGAGUUCACAUGUCUUCUCGUUAGAGCAUGCUCUCAUGUCGCUCAGUACCUAAGUCCCGCCAUGCGAGAGAGUCUAGAGUUCGAGCUUGCGGAGUCUGCAUCCACAUUAUCGGAAAGGCUUCAUCAAGCGGCUGAGGCUCUCAGCAGCACGUUCACACCUGGUGAGAAGGGCAUUACACAAGUCCAACAGCUGUUUCUUGUGGUGGUCUAUCUCAAAGGUGAAGGGAGGUUCAUAGACGCAUGGCAUGCGAUGGCAACGUGCGUGCGAGAAGCCCAAGAGCAGGGCUUGCACUUGGAUGACAGAUCCCUUGACAUUUCAGAGUAUGAGCGAGAAAUGAGGCGCCGGCUCUGGACCAUCAUCUAUGUCUGGGACUGGUUGAUGUCCAAGUGGCUCGGCAGGCCGCUACUGGCAGACCCUGACAGCUGCACAUUCCAACUUCCAACGCUUCAGCUCGAAUUCGAUCCCGAGAAACCCGAUGUACCGUCACCUUUCGCACACUUGAAUAUACAGGUCGAGCUCAUUCGUCGCAUAACUCCUGCACUCAGAAACGCCGAUGUUGACCCAUCAGAAGACAAAGUAAAGGAUUUGCGCAAAAUACUCGACGACUGGUCGGCUUCACUUGCGCCGGUAUGGUCAUACGAAGCUCCUGACACUUCUUGGGAUGACGCUUAUCCUAAUAUCAAGUGGCAGCGCGAAUUACUACACGGCACUGCUGCCAUGAUUGCGCUUAUACCGUUCAGGCCCUAUCUGACACGCAAUGCCGUCGCAGAAAACCCAGAAACUCAAGCUUGGUUUCUUGGUCUGGGUAUCGAGGUCUGCAUCUUGAACAUGGACCUCGUCAAAAGGGCGUACGCAUACAUGUCUUUAUAUAGCCCGAAGCACUUCUACAUCAACUUCAUUUUUUUCGACAUUACCACGGUUUUGAUUUCAGCUCUCAUACACGACCCAAAGCAGUUAUUACCCGGGCGCGAAGCGGCCCUGCGAGCUGUCAACACCGGUCUUGAUAACUUGGGAACGAUGGCUAAGUUCUCCAAGGCUGGGGCAACAUCUAGCGCCUUUGUGACGAAGCUUGCCCAGUCCAUACCACUAUCGAAGGAGGAGCGUUCAAGGUGGUCUUUCGGGUCGAGAAAGCGUCCCAAAACCGAUCAUUUCUGGCCGAAAUCUCAAACCACUUAUGAUCCGGUGCUACAUAAAGGUCUUUUUGUUAGUGGCUCAGACCCUUCUCCAGCGACAAGCGAAUCAGUUUCUCAAUCUGUCAGCAGUAAUGAGACUCUGCAAGAAUCGGUAGUUGUUCCCAGUCUCCAAGACUUCGAGUGUACAGAUUUUGGUGUUAUUGAGGAGCUGUGGGAUUGGCAAGCGCUGAACCUUGAUCUUUCGGCCGGAGGCAUGUUGGCAGAGCAACCGGGACUCCUGCAUCUACCACUGACAUGA